GCAGCUUUGGUGCUUGCUAUGCUUGCUGGAUCUCGUCAGCAGACAGAUGAUCACCUUGGAGAUCUUGCAGAGUCAAAUAGGUCUCAGAAGGUGCCGAGCAUCAUGCUAGAGUUACUUUGGGGAGGCAUUAAAAUUAUUACCAAUGACUCAAUCAGGGUUCAGGAUGAAGAGGUGGCCUCGCUGCGUCCUGCAAAACGGUUACUCCAGCUCUUUCAACAUGAAAUUCCAAAACACCCGGCUGGGAUUGAGGAGCACCUGGAUCAUCUUUCACAAUCUGAUAUUCCUAUAACUACAGAUGAAUUUGAGCAGCUUGUUUUGACUGCAGUUUACUGUGCUUACCAAGUUCGUGCUGUCCAAGGCCUGGAGAAAAACCUCUGGAUCAACCUUUUCUCACAGUCGGUCACUGAAAUCAUCCGCGAGCUCUGCAAACAAGUCUGUCCUGUGGAAUCUAUGGAUUCUGCUCAGCUUCUGGCCUCGAGGCCCUGGCAGGAAAUGCCUUUCUAUAUUAGUGUACUGCAAAACUCCUACCAAUCCAAGCUAACCAUGAACUGAAGACCCUGAAGAAAGAGACUCUGAGGCAAAAAGGUCAAUUAUUAAUCCUAGAACACUUAAAUUAAUAUAUACAUUACUACAGAACUACUACAUUUUAGGCCUAUGGAUUUAUUU
This is a messenger RNA of Gekko japonicus, 666 nucleotides long. It is a transcript of the gene FAM180B, whose product is annotated as family with sequence similarity 180 member B. NCBI's taxonomy places the organism in Eukaryota, Metazoa, Chordata, Lepidosauria, Squamata, Gekkonidae. The transcript is spliced from 3 exons. The coding region runs from base 19 to 552 and encodes 177 amino acids. The record is from RefSeq and is a predicted model, not a curated record.